AUGACUGAGGUGGGUAAACUACAAGAGCGGAUCGCUUGCAGCCCGCUGGGCCAUUUUCGACCAAAAAAGAGAUCACAUUACGACCAUAAUAAAAGGUCGCCAGUCACAUAUUACGAGACAAAAAUAGGUCCAAGAAAUCAAGAAAUUUUCAAUUUGAAUACAGACGUGGCCCUUCAAAUGCCAAAUAGUUUUCAAUGCGGUCCUCACAUCAAAAACGCUACAGAAGCGCAGCAAUUUUUAAAGCCACUAACUUCACGUGACUUCAGUGAUGACGUCAUUAUCUACAACGUCAUAACAGUUUUGCGGGAAACCCUGGAAUUUGCUUACUCCAAUCGGCAGCUGUCAGAUGUGCUCUUGCUCCUGUUGGACAAGAUACUUGAUGUUUCAAGUGACAUUUUACGAAUAAAUAACUCUUCAUUGACGUUAAAAAUAAUUUCUAGAUUGUUGUUGAUUAUUGAGAAAUACAUUGCUAACGUGAACUGGUUCGACGCCAAGAACAUGAAUGAAACUCUCAACAAUGUUGAAAUUUUUGUUGAAAAGUGGCAGACGAAUCCACAUCAACAAAAGUUGAAACUGAAAACAGCGCAGCAUCGAGUGCAUUCCGUUACAUUCCAAUCAAAGCAUAAUGUUGCAACUGAUGCAAAGACCUUCACCGCAUAUGAACAACAUCCACCCAACAAACUGCAACAACAGCAACAAUUCGUCAAACUCCUACACAAUUCGGUCAUCUGGGUAUCUGCCAUCCCGCAGUGGAGCAAGUUGCAAGCAGAAUAUUUUUUUCUAAUUAUUACCACCAUCAAUUUAUUUGGCGCGGUCUCGAUUUGUGAAAAUGAUUACAAUUACGACAGUUACUGCACAUUGUGCAAGCAAACUGCUACAAACUUAAGUUGGCCCUCUCGCCUUUACAGAUGUGCUUCCUGGAAUGCAACAAUUCAAUCGUGGACAGUGGACGAGGUUGAAACGCUAACGAACAAUGAUGAACAAAUUGUCUGCUGCUCGAACAUCAUGUCCUAUUUGGCCAUCGUUCAGGAUUCCACCUUUGCUCAAUCAGUUAACGUGAGGGACGACGUCGUGAUGGCCAUGAUGUCCCUCGUUUGUUUCCUCGUCUCCAUCCUGUCCAACCUAGCAGUCACCGUUUAUUUUGCCACAUUCAACUCAUUCAACCGCCAAGAGUACGGCCAGAUAAUUCUCCAGUUCUGCGUGUGCAUGGCAAUGAUGGACGCCUGCCUCCUCAUCACUUACAACCACAACGUUCUCUGGCCUUGGACCGAAAACUUCUGCACUCCCAUCUCCACGUUGGCCAAUUUUUUCACCGUUGCAGGUCACACGUGGUUUGCCUGCUUGGUUCAGUUUGUAUUCAGUAGAUCCUCCACGAAACUGGUAACUGCGGUUCCAAGUGCUUCAAGCGUCAACGUGGUUGGCCUCGUCAACAGUGGUCCAGAUGGAAACGAUUGUGUUUAUGAACGAAACGGCCCAAAAAGUUUUAAUGCUAUAGGAAGGAAAGCUUUUGCUGUUUGGGGCUUGGCUUUCCUACAGUUGAUCGUCUCGGCAGCGUUGAAUGCGUACGGAUUUGUGCCUAACUCUUCCAAAUGUUGGGACGAAGGAGCAGAUGAAGCUGCCAUAUGGGCCACCCUGAUCGCUCCCGUGUACAUCUGUCUGCUGACGUCAUCGCUCUGGUGCGGUCUGCUGUUCUGGAGGUAUCUACCAUGUUACAGGUUUGCAUAUGAAAGGCCGAAAUAUGGCGCCCAUGAAUUGAACAAAACCGCAUCGUUUGACGUUGAUGACCAGUUCCCAACUGACCAGGUUUUCGGCAUAAUCACGUUGAAAAUGUUACUCCUAAUAUCGUGGAUUAUUUACACGUUAUCUGCCUCAUCGGCUUUCCAUUCAAAAAGUCCAACCCUCCAGAAAUGUCACUGCGUCCUCUCUUCUAUGAACGGCUUCACUUCAUUCCUGCUGUUUGCGCUAAGAAAUGCAGUGAAGAAUGACAAAACAAUGUGUUUGAAGCGUGCUUGUUGUUUCGGUCGGUGCGGCACUCAGAACUGUUCAGUGGGCGGAGGUCGAAUCGUGGUGACCAAAUCAUUCAAUCGCUCAUCCAACGCGCUGAACUCCAACGCAGGUAGCAACAAUUGUUUGUUGGGACACCAUUCGGUGCAUCAGUGCAAUCGACCGCAUCAGUGCUUGCCACUGCAACAAAGCGACAAUGAACAAAAUUUUGCCAUAAUUCAAUCCCGUCUACAACCAUCGAUACAUUCUUCUUUGUUCUCCGACACUCUGAAUACGCUCACCACCUCCAUGUCGUCUGCCACUUCUAGUUGUCGACUGGCGCCUACGUCUUCACCUCUGACGAUGCUGCCAGCAACGUGCGGAGCGCUCACUCAACCACUAUCUACAACGUCGUCGUUCGCGUUGCAUAAUCAAUCAUCAACGUCUUGUUUACUAUCGUUAUCCGUUCAACAACAAUCUCAGCAGCAUUAUCAACAACAAUCUGAUUCGCAGCAACAAACGCAACUUCAGCAGCAACAAUCGCAACUUCAACAUCAGCAGACGCAACUACAGCUACAAUCACAACAGCAGCAGCCACAAAUACAACCCCAACAGCAAACAUCACAAAUACAAUCGCAUCCUAGUUUUGCAGCACAGCUUUCAAAUGAGCAGAUGCCUUACUGCUCAGGAUCACUACAACAUACUCACCAUUACAAAGCUUUACAGUUUCAGCAACUGCAUCAACAUCUGCAACAGCCUCAGUUACAACUUCUGCAACACCAAUGUACGUCGCAACCAGCACAACCCAACCGGCAACAACAAUCGCAGCAACAAUCGCAAACCCAGCAACAAUCACAACAACAGCAACAAUUGCAUCAGCAUCAUCAACAACAACAACAAAAUCAGCAAGUGAACGCGGAAUCGUUUUCAACACUACCACUGCGGUCCAACUCGUGCCGCUACAACAUACCGGUCCCAAAUAAAAUUGUCGGCUUUGUAAAUUCGGAUAAGCCAUCAAAACCUUGCAACAAAAUUAUUUCCAAAACGCACAGUGUGAAGAGUAGCAUAGAAGGCAAAUCAGGCAGUAACGCGACAUCAACAGCCACAAAUAACAAUGACUUCAAACAACGUUUUGCAACUUUAAGCAGAAUCAAGUGCAAAAAAGAUUCGAAGAAAAAACAGACUAGAGUUUAACGCUUAAAAAUUUUAUUUAAUUUUAUAUAUUUUUAUAUAAUUUAAAUCUAAAAUAUUACUGCGUUGUAACACUGGAUGGUUAUGCUAAUACAUCUAUUAACUAUUUUAAAUACGAACAGACGUGAAACAAUUUUUAGGGCUCUCCCAUUAUAAUUACGUACAUGUUUAUGAAAAUAUUAAAAAAACUCCAUCUAAAUAAUAAAUUACCAGUUUAUUCUGCAUUGCAAAUGUCGCCGAACGUUUGAGUUUUCUGCAACACAAGAGAAAAAGCUCUCCGUUAAUCCUUUCUUAAUCACCACAUGAAGCAGGUUUACUUUUCGUUUCUUUGGACUCGGAGUUUAUGUUUCUCGUAUUUUUGUUCUGGUUUUAUAUUUACUUUUUUGUGUUUGAUAAAAAUCUUGAAAAAAA
Molecule: messenger RNA, 3585 nt
Organism: Helobdella robusta
Lineage: Eukaryota; Metazoa; Annelida; Clitellata; Rhynchobdellida; Glossiphoniidae
Exons: 16
Coding region: 1-3177 (1058 amino acids)
Biological process (GO): cell surface receptor signaling pathway
Cellular component (GO): membrane
Molecular function (GO): transmembrane signaling receptor activity
Source: RefSeq, a predicted model, not a curated record